UCCCUAGCUUUUUCCUGGGUUCUUCUCUCACCCAGCACCUGGGGCUGGCUCUUGGGACUGCAGGUAGGAUUCAGAGGAAGAGCGUGCGGCAAGCCCUUCUGAAAUGAGCCAGCGGAAGAAACCUAAGAGUCACGGUCCUGCCGGCCAUGGGUCUAGUGCCAGGGACCUUGCCUCAGAGAAGUACAAGGACUACUGUGCUGUGGUAAUAGACACUGGCACUGGCUACACCAAGAGUGGGCUGGCCGGGGACGAGAAACCGCGGUCCAUCCUGCCGAGCUGCGUAGGGGUUCCCAAGAUCAGGACCAAGGACAGCCCCCUAUAUUACAUUGGGGAAAGCAUCCCACGCAGGAGCUCGGAGGUGAUCACGAGCAUGGUGAUGACCCAUGGUGUGGUGACUGACUGGGACGCCCUAGAGAUGUUAUGGCACCACAUCUUCAACAGAGAGCUCAGUGUGUGCCCCAAGGAGCUGGCCGUGCUGGUCACAGAUGCCCCCCUCUCUCCAACCACCAACCGGGAGAAGAUGGCCGAGUUGCUGUUUGAGAGCUUUGAGGUGCCGGCAAUGCUUGUGGCCCACCAGUCCCUGCUCUCGGUAUAUUCCUAUGGGCGCACCAGUGGGCUAGUGAUUGGCUCUGGCUAUGGGACCUCGUACACCGCCCCUGUCCACGAUGGCUACAUCCUGCCUCACGCCACCUACCGGCUGGACAUGGCAGGCAGCAGGCUGACGCGUUACCUAGCCAAACUGAUGGGGGAGUGCGGGAACCCCUUCCAGGAGGAAGAGCUGGAGCUGGUCUGCAAGAUAAAGGAGCAGUGCUGCUACAUCCCCGAGGACUUCCAGGCUGAGCUGAAUGGGGACGAGAAGAAAUACCUCAUGGACUUCACCCUUCCCGACAAGCAGGUCAUCUCCAUUGGCAGUGAGCGCUUCCGCUGCCCUGAGGCGCUUUUUACCCCCUCCGUCCUCGGCUUCCCUGAGGUGGGCAUUCACAUCCAUGCCAUGAACAGCAUCAGGAAGUGCAAGCCAGAGCACCAGGCAGAGCUGCUGGCCAACAUGGUGCUGGCUGGGGGAACCACCAUGCUCCGCGGCUUCUCUGAGAGGAUCAAGAAGGAGCUGCUCAGGAUGGAGACAGUGGGCAAGGGGCAAGUGGGCAUCUUGGCUUCCCCCCACCGCAGCUACUCGGCGUGGCUGGGUGGCUCCAUCAUAGCAUCACUCAACGCCUUCCAGAACAUCUGGAUCAGCCGCCUGGCCUACAAUGAGAAAGGAUCCUUUGUAGUCCACCGGCACUGCUUCUGAGCGGGCAAGCUGGGCGGGCACAGGGCAUGAGAGGCAUGGGUACGGGAAAGCCCCUCUAUAAACGCUGCUUACGGGACAACAG
Molecule: messenger RNA, 1370 nt
Organism: Mauremys reevesii (Reeves's turtle)
Lineage: Eukaryota; Metazoa; Chordata; Testudines; Geoemydidae
Product: actin-like
Exons: 1
Coding region: 104-1288 (394 amino acids)
Source: RefSeq, a predicted model, not a curated record